AUGUCAUCUUCCAACGCCAAGUUCCAGCUUUACACAUACUUCCGGUCCUCAUGCGCCGGCCGCUUACGGAUCGCCCUGAACCUGAAGUCGACGCCCUAUGAACCGGUCUUCGUUAACCUGCUGAAAGGAGAACAGCUCUCUGAUGAGCACAGAGAGAUCAAUCCCAAUGCUACCGUGCCGGUCCUUCUGUCCACUUACCAGGAAAAUGGCAAGAGCACAAAAUUCAAGGUCACCCAGUCUCUCGCGGCAUUAGAAUACCUGGAAGAGUCGCUACCCAACACUCGCGCCCUUCUUCCACCGGUAUCUAACCCAAUGGCUCGGGCCCAGGCACGUGAAUUGGCGCUGUUGAUUGCAACAGACAUCCAGCCAGUGACCAAUUUGCGUGUUCAGAAGAAGGUGAAGCAACUAGAUGCAGAUGCGACCAAGUGGGCAUUGGAGCUUUCCGUUGCUGGAUUCACAGCCUUUGAGAAGACAAUUGUUCAUUCUGCAGGGAAGUUCUGUGUGGGAGACGAGAUUACGCUAGCGGAUGUGUGUCUGGUGCCUGCCGUGUGGUCUGCGGAAAGAGUAGGCUUGAAGCUUGCCGAUUAUCCGACUACCAAGAGGAUCUAUGACUUGAUGCUGGAGGAGGCAGCUGUCAAGGAGGCAUUCUGGCAGAAUCAGCCUGAUACACCAGAGGAAUUGAGGAUGAAGUAA
This is a messenger RNA of Nannizzia gypsea CBS 118893, 693 nucleotides long. Its product is annotated as maleylacetoacetate isomerase. Gene Ontology annotation, biological process: L-phenylalanine catabolic process; glutathione metabolic process. The coding region runs from base 1 to 693 and encodes 230 amino acids. Lineage: Eukaryota; Fungi; Ascomycota; Eurotiomycetes; Onygenales; Arthrodermataceae. The transcript has a single exon. The record is from RefSeq and is a predicted model, not a curated record. Gene Ontology annotation, molecular function: maleylacetoacetate isomerase activity; glutathione transferase activity. Gene Ontology annotation, cellular component: mitochondrion; cytoplasm.